AUGUGCCCAAAAACAAAACCAACACAGAGGCAAGCCCCUCGAAAGAUUGACAGUGGCCUGCCACUUGCUCCAUGGAUCUUGAUCAACAACUCUGUAGACGUCUCGACUGUCUACGCUGACGCUGUGUGCUCACUCAUCCCUCAUUCCAGCGUCUACUGGGGCCCAGACCUCAUGACCCCCGUCAAUAAACCACAAGAAUACCAUGCCAUCACUAUCUGGGCCAACUCGUCUACCGCUCCGGGUGAGGUGGUAGACACAGCGAGAACCUUUCAGGUCCGAGCUCUGAGUCAAGGUUGCAAUACAGCUUGUGUCAAUCUCUGCAAUGAUGCCACUUUCCAGGACUUCCAAGCUGUAAACGCGGAUGAUUGGCCUGUCAACCAUCUCACCAUCAACGUUGAUGGGGCUCCAGUCGAAGAAAUUUCCAAGAAGAUCGUCAAAUGGCUUUUCACCGUCCUGAGCGUCCGGGAAACCCUCCAUCUUAUUCCUAUAUCGGAAAUGCUCGAGAUCGACCCGGUAGUUUAUAAGGACUACAAAUACUGCGCCCUGAAGGACGCCUGCAAGCACCGCAAAGAUGCUAAGCUUCAAUUCGUCGCUCUCAUAGCAUCCAAACCUGAGUUGACCGAACCAAACACAUUGACGUGGAAGGUUGUCGAUCGAUCUGGAGAGGCCAGAUUCUACUUCAAUUACCGUGGGCCUGCCUGCCAGCACACGUGGGACUGGGUCCUCGGUCUCAGACCCGGCGACCGCAAAGUCCUUCCCCGCAUGCCCAUGGUCGCUUUGCACGAACCUAUUGGGAGGAAAAUACUCCUUUCUCCAUUACGAGCAACGGGCGCGACCAUUAGGGGCGUUGGGCAUGUGACCAUGGGACUUGGCAGAGGGGUACAUUGGUUCGGGGACAAGAUUAGUGUAAGGAGGAGUGAGAAGCAAAAAUUCAUACCGGAGGCCGACUGGUUGAAGGCCGAGGAGGAGAAAAAGAAGAGAAAGGAUGAGAAGAAGACGUACGCCAGUUCUCGAGGAUCGAAGGGGUGGAUAAGCGCUAGAAAGGAGAUAUUGAAUAGGGAGCGAGAUUUCAGAAUCUUUAACGAAAAGGGUGAGAAGACGUGGAAGAGUGUGGAAGAUGAUACAACCAGUUCGGUUGCGCCAAGCUUGGUCGAUGAGAAAGUUGAGAAGGAGUUUUGUUAG
Molecule: messenger RNA, 1182 nt
Organism: Endocarpon pusillum Z07020
Lineage: Eukaryota; Fungi; Ascomycota; Eurotiomycetes; Verrucariales; Verrucariaceae
Exons: 3
Coding region: 1-1182 (393 amino acids)
Source: RefSeq, a predicted model, not a curated record